AUGUUAUUAUGUUUAGGUACUACCACCACGCAGCCGUCGACCACUGUCACGAUCACAUCCAAUGACUGCACAUCUAACUGGACAGGCGUCAGUAUCCUCUAUCAUUGCGAUAAUUGUGCUAAUGUAAUUCCGUACGCCCAAUAUACAUAUACAUAUGUAGCAAUUGCCACUGCAACUCGCAUUUCAUUCGCUUUUCGAGAAGAUAUUGGUUUGUUUCUGCUCGAUGACGUAUCUGUGGUCAACGUUAAUGCACCAAGUGUGCAGCUGAUUGUCAAUGGAGGCUUUGAAACAGGCUCGCUCUCAUCGCCAUGGAUCUAUUGCAAUCCAUACGGUGCAAGUGCCGCUGCUUUCAUUUUGUCAAAUUCAGCCAAUUUAAAUUGGGGUGGUGUUACAUUUUUGGCUCAUAGUGGCUCCUAUUGCUAUUGUGAUGGGGCUGUGACCUAUGCAGAUUAUCUUAGUCAGACGUUUCCAACCAACGUCGGGGAUACGUACAAUAUUUCCUAUUGGAUAUAUAAUUGUGGCAGUGGUUCAGCGAGCAGUGCUGAUGUUUUGCUUAGCAUUUAA
This is a messenger RNA of Rotaria socialis, 564 nucleotides long. Lineage: Eukaryota; Metazoa; Rotifera; Eurotatoria; Philodinida; Philodinidae. The record is from the annotation of a GenBank genome assembly.